AUGGGAAAGACAAAGAAGAAUGUAAAUGAGAUGAAUGAGGAUGAGAUAAAGAAGGCAUUCGCUCAGGGAAAGAUCCAAAGGAAGAAGAUCGAUGAUGAUGUACAACAGUUCUUGGAUGACACUGCCAACAAUCGUUUGGACAAGAUCACUGAGGUCUUGCAAGAUGAUGAAAAGAAGGCAAAGCUACUCAAUCAACACGAUGCCAACAGACGUACAGCACUUCACUUUGCCUGUCACAAUGGAAACAUCGAGACAUUCGACCUCUUGAUCAAUGCCAAGCCAGACCUAAACCAACAAGACUUUGAUAACUAUACUCCUUUGAUGUUGGCCAUUAAGAUGGGCAAUACAAAGUUGGCAGAGAGAUUGAUUCAACUAGGUGCACAAUUGGACUUGACAAACAAGGAUGGCUUCACUGCUGUGCAGUUGGCCGUUCUUAGUGGUGAGACUGAUAUUGUUAGACUGUUGCUUCAGAGAGGUGCUGAAGUGUCAACAGAGAGCACAGAGUCUGGUUGUAUCCUACAUGCUGCAUGUGGUAUCAAGAAGGAGGACCUCGAGAUCAUCGAUAUGUUGGUCUCAAAGUAUCCAAAGUUAUUGUCCGUUAUGGAUGGCAAUGAAAUGACACCAUUGCAUAUUGCUAUCGCAUAUGGAAACACAGAUCUUGCUAAAGAACUUAUCAAAUUGGGUGCAAAUGUUAAUGCUGUUGCAGUUGGUGGAUGUACUCCACUGCAUAUCUGUGUGGACUCUGGCAAUGUGGAGGUGAUUAAGGCUUUGAUUGAGAAUGGCGCCACUUUGAAACUCGAUAUGCAUGGCGAGACACCAUUGCUGAUGGCACAAAACUCAAAGAACAAGACAUUGGAGCAGCUGUUGGAGUCUGUCAAGUUGGACCCAACACCCUACAAGCCAAAGCCGUCGGCCAAGGGUGGAAAGAAGGCAAGCGAGCCCAAGGUCAGUGCCGAGGACCUAAAGGAGAAUGGAAACAAGGCGUUCAGAAAUGGCGACUAUGACAUUGCGCUCAACUGGUAUCAGCUGGCGGGCAGCGUUGAGGAUGUCACCAGCGAGAUGAAUCCCGGAGUCAAGAAGCAAUCAAUCGCGCAUGUCCUUUUCAGCAACAAGUCAGCCUGCCACCUUCAUCUGAAGAACUAUCAACAGGCACUGGCCGAUGCCGAGGAGACCAUCAAGCUGGCUCCCAAUUGGCCCAAGGGUUACCUGCGCAAGGCAGGUGCAUUGGAGGCUCUGGGCAGACAAGAAGAGGCCCAAGAGGCCAAGGACAAAAUGACGGCAUUGGAGUCAUCUGCAAAGAACUAA
Molecule: messenger RNA, 1305 nt
Organism: Acytostelium subglobosum LB1
Lineage: Eukaryota; Evosea; Eumycetozoa; Acytosteliales; Acytosteliaceae
Exons: 3
Coding region: 1-1305 (434 amino acids)
Biological process (GO): protein localization to ciliary inversin compartment
Cellular component (GO): ciliary inversin compartment
Molecular function (GO): protein binding
Source: RefSeq, a predicted model, not a curated record